CUUAGUGUUUCUAGAGUUUUCAGCUGACAACGACACACGUCUCGAACAAAGAAUUUCAACUCAAACGAUUUUUAUUCUUUUGAAAAGCAAAUCAACAAAAAAUAGUCGAAAAUUUAAUUCUAAUUCAAAACCAAUAUGGAUUUCGGUGCACUGUUGCACUUUGCCAAGAAGAACAACGAUGCAGCCACUAAAGAUGAAGGAAAAUAUUAUAGCACUAAGUACGCUCCACCUAAAAAGGAAACCAAGGAAAGCAAACAGCUGUCCACCAAUAUACAAAAAUUCCUAAAGAAACGCGAAGCUGAGGAGAUAGAACGCAAGCGCCAGGAGCGCGAGAAGCUGAACAAUUUGCUGGCCAUGCGUGACGAGAAGUCAAAAAACAAAAUACGUAAAAUGCUGAAAGUCACCAAAUCAGCCAACAAAUCGGUGCUAGAGGAUGCCAAGGACUGUGAUAAUUCGGCACUGAACGGUGCUGAUCAGCCGGAGGGCGAUGAUUAUGGCUACGUGUCGACAGAAGCCAACGCCUUUUAUCAGAAAUACAUUGAGAAGGUGAAGGACGUGCAGGAGGAUAAGGGCUUUGCGCCCAGCCGUCCACAAUCUGUGCGCGAUCUGUCUGGCACCAAGGAACGCGUCAAGGCGGCCAUCACACGCGAACGCGAGGAGGCUAAAUCAAAUACACGCCAACGCAACAGCAAUGCUACUCCUCGCCGUGAGAGGGACUCGUCGGUAGUGCGCCCUAACAAUACUGGGGACAAGAAACUCUAUGAUCCGGAGGCCGAGCGCCGUGAAGAUGAAAGCAAGAAGCGCGAGGAGGAGCAGAAGAAGGCCAAGGUCAAGCGACCCCCACAGCCACCGCCCAUGGACUUUCAGACGUUGCUGCGUCUGGCCGAACAGAAGCAGCAUGAGCCGGUCAACAUUGCCAUUCCGGAGAAGAAGGAGCCGGAGCGUCUGCUCUCCGCUCGUGAAAAACGCGAGCUUGAGGAACGUCAGAAGUACAAGGAGCAGCGCGCUCAACGCGACCGCCAGCGUGAAUUGGAAGCCAAGGCCAAGGAGCAGCGCAAAGAGAAUGGCGUCGCCAAUCAGCCAGGUCGCAUGGCCCUCAAUGGACGCAUACCAAAGCUGAAUAAACCACCCACAGCUGGUGCUGGUGGUGCUGCUGCAGCUCCUGCAGCUGAGUCCAAAGUCAAGCAAUCUAGUGAUAUCCUCAAGAAGCCAGGGCCCAGCAGCUCCAGCGCCAAUGCAAAGCCAACAAAUGGCACCAACAACAACAAUGCUGCCAAGCGUACUGCAGCAUCCGGUGCUGCUGCUUCAGCUUCUCUGACUAUUGCCAAGGGCAAUGCAACUGUUCAAUCUCGUAAUCCUUAUGCUGCUGCCAAUAAGAGUGGAGUGACACGUGAAUUUCCGCCACGUGAUCUAUCCCGUUCCCGUGAAGUGGCGCGCCGUGAUCUAUCCAAAACUCGUGAAUUUCCACCACGCAACUUGUCCAAAACUCGUGAAUUUCCACCACGCGACGUAUCCAAAACUCGCGAAUUUCCACCACGCGACGUAUCCAAAACUCGUGAAUCACGUCGUGAUCAACCCAAGAACCGUGACCUAUCCAAAGUUCGUGAUGCAUCCAAAACUCGUGCAUUUCCACCGGCGGAUAUGCAGCGCGCCGCCCAACGUAAACCUAUCGGAUCGGGAGGAGCCACUGGAGCCGGUCGUCCACCACCGACAGCAGGACGCAAGCCAAUGGGAACAGCAAACAAACGUCGCAUUUACGAUGAUGAUGAUUCGGAAUAUGAUUCAGAUUUGGCUGACUUUAUCGAUGAUGGGGAUUGCAACGAGGAUAUAUCAUCGCAUAUUCGCGACAUAUUUGGCUAUGAUAAGCGUCGCUAUCGCGACAUGGACGACGAUGAUGCUGAAAUGGAGUCCAGCUUUGCUCAAGUGCAGCGUGAGGAGUUUAUUAGUAAGAAAUUAGGUUUACAGGAGGAUCUGGAAGAUAUGCGUAUGGAGGCCUUGCACAAGAAGCGUAAGAUGGCCAAAAAGCGUUGUUCACGCAUCGACGACUAGAAACACAAAAAAAUCACUCGUGCUCUCAAAUUACCAAGAACUCAAGAACACUGUACUGUGCCUGCCACUAUGGAGGCGCCACAUCGCAACACAUUGCCGACGCCAGAUGACCAGCCUGGACAUGCCUUCGAAAUCCCAGGACCAGCUUGGAACUGUUGCUCCGAGAUGCACCUUGGGUUAAUAAUUUAUUUUUGUUUCAUUACUGGCGUCGGUUUAACCAUAAGUUUGUUAACUUGUUUAAUUUAAUUAAUCAAUUCUUGAGUUAUAUAAUAAUACUGCGUUUAUUUUAAUCUUAGUUACCUUAAUUCGGUGCCGUAGUUAAGUGUUAGACCAAAAUUGUAUAUACAAGUGAAAAACAUAGCAAAAUGGAUAGAUAGGAAAUAGGAAUUUAGACUGUAAAUAUUCAUGUCAUAUUUUUGCUAAGCCAAACUCAAAUUUAGUGUACACUUGCAAUCCAAUUGAAUAUCUCAAUUUGUGUUGUUUUUUUUUUUUUUUUUUGAUACAUUUAUAAAUCCCGUUACAACAUGUCUAACUGUAAGUUGUUCCUAUAUACGAAUCAUGAUAUCACGCUAUCAUGGAAAGCCUAUUUUGCUACUGCGAUUUCUGUUAACAAUAUAAGUGCG
Drosophila navojoa is the source of this 2672-nucleotide messenger RNA. RefSeq names its product protein SPT2 homolog. Gene Ontology annotation, cellular component: nucleolus. NCBI's taxonomy places the organism in Eukaryota, Metazoa, Arthropoda, Insecta, Diptera, Drosophilidae. The record is from RefSeq and is a predicted model, not a curated record. Gene Ontology annotation, molecular function: DNA binding; histone binding. Gene Ontology annotation, biological process: transcription by RNA polymerase I; nucleosome assembly.